Parnassius mnemosyne (clouded apollo) is the source of this 804-nucleotide messenger RNA. The record is from the annotation of a GenBank genome assembly. Lineage: Eukaryota; Metazoa; Arthropoda; Insecta; Lepidoptera; Papilionidae.
AUGGGUACCUUAAUAAAAAACAUAACAGUGUACUACGACAUCGUGAACAAUGAACUUGCAGACCACCGCACCAAUAAAUUUAUAUUAGUGUCAUCACCUCUGCCUAUCCUGAUGAUAACGUUCUUGUACCAUCGCUUCGUGCGGUCGUGGGGUCCAGCCUUCAUGGCCAAUCGACCUCCAUUCCAGCUAAAGAAACUUAUGAUAGUAUAUAAUAUUGUACAGAUAUGUUUAUCAUGUUUUCUUGUAGUGGAGGGCUUGAAGUGGGUUUAUUUACCAGGUUAUUACAGUGUAUGGUGCCAAAAGAUAAACUACGAUGAUACUCCUAUCGAACGGCGCGUUAUUAAUCGAGUUUGGCUAUACUAUUUUAUAAAGAUCGUCGACUUACUUGAUACGGUCUUCUUCGUGCUACGUAAGAAGUUCUCUCAUGUGUCAUUCCUACACGUAUACCACCACCUGGGAAUGUGUUUGCUUGGCUUCGUUGGAACUAAAUACGUACCAGGUGGCCACGGCGUAAUGCUGGGCUUCAUCAAUUCGGUGGUACACGCGGUCAUGUACACCUAUUAUUUAAUAGCCAUCGUGCGACCGCAGUGGGUCAAGCGAUGGUGGAAGAAAUAUAUCACACAACUGCAGAUUUUGCAGUUUUUACUCCUCAUUGUGCACUUCGGACAUAUUCUCUUUGAACCAUCUUGCGGAUAUCCUAAAUGGGUAUCGUUCUUAUUCUUGCCGCACAACAUUUUCAUGCUGUUGUUAUUUACAGACUUUUAUAUUAAAGAAUACAUAAAUAAAAAGAAAAAAGAAGAUUAA